CUACCUUUUUCUUCUUCUUUCUCUCCCCCCUUUCUUCUUCCUCCACUUUUUCCUUCCAGAUCUGUGUGGGUUCUCCCUUGAUAACUCAAAUUAGAGGUACCCAUGAAUAUUUGGAUCUAUGGUGAAUCGACCUUGGCAGUGACCUUGGCGGCGACCUCCACGUCACUGACCUUGGGUUCGGCUUAUUCUGCUUCAACUUCUUAACUUCUUUUGCAUUUUCGUUCUCCUUCGAAUCUUUGAGACCGCCAUCCUCAUCCUCAUCAUCAUCGCCAUCUGAAUUGCGUCUCCCACAUCUGCAUUCGGCUUGGCCUUCCGCUGCCUCUUGGCAUAGGUGACCUUUUGCCAGCCAUGGUCAAUGGUGUGGGUGUUGGUUUCGUGGGUUUCGUUGAGGUGUAGUAGUGUGGAGGUGAUAGCAAAAUCAAAAGUCUGAGAUGGGAGAAAGGUUGAAUGGCGGAGAGGAUGAAGGUUUGUGCCAAUAAGGAAAAAUGGGUCCGGCGAUCAUGAAUUUGUAGAGGGGCGAAAGAGUAGUUUGAUGAAGAGAGUUUGACAAUUGGUAGGUAAAAAUGUCGAGAUGGGACCCAGAUCUGGGUUUGAGAGGGAGAAGGGAGAAGAGAGAGAGAGAAAGAAUAAGAUGAAGAAAGAAGAAGGAUGAGCAGGGAAAGGAAGGAGGAAGGUUGAUAGAGAAUGAUGAGGCAAAACUAUCGAGGAGGAAAGGAGGAAGAAGAUGAAGUUUGUGAGAGAAAACCCAGAUCUGUAAUUGGAAAACAACCUUUUGCUUUAUGCAAACACCUCGUCCAUGAAUUCUUGGCUGAUUCCAUGAUUUAC
Rubroshorea leprosula is the source of this 825-nucleotide messenger RNA. The record is from the annotation of a GenBank genome assembly. NCBI's taxonomy places the organism in Eukaryota, Viridiplantae, Streptophyta, Magnoliopsida, Malvales, Dipterocarpaceae.